AUUUAUCAUUAUGUGGUGUGGAUUCUUCAUUGCGUGGUGUGGUUACUUCAUUAUGCCUUGUGGUUUCUUCAUUAUGUCUCGUUGUUACUUCAUUAUGUCUUGUGGUGUCUUCAUUAUGUCUUGUUCUUACUUCGUUUUGUCUUGUGUUUACUUCAUUAUGUGGUUUGUUCAUUAUGUGAUGUGGUUUGUUCAUUAUGUGAUGUGGUUUCGUGUUUAUGUUUUGUUGACUUCACUUCCGGUACAAAGCUCUAGUACCCAGGCUUUACUCGUUACUAGGAACUAGGUCAAACCGGUUUUAAGAGGGCCCCAGUUCCUGCUCUUCCUUGUUGUUAAAGAUAACAAAAUGGUGGAAGCAGGCAACCAUCACAUUUCGAUUAGCUUGUGAAGGAAGAAAACAUCAUGAAGAGUAUUCUGAAGGACCUCAAACUCUAGUCUCUUAUUCCGAAAUUUGCUGCCAAAAGAAUUGAGCCUGAAAAUGUAUCAGAGUUGUCCGAUGACGAGCUUGUACGUCUUGGUGUAACUACGAACGGGGAAAUCGCCCCCGCGCCCUUUGUGCUGACACCCAAAAAAAAACAUCAGUCUAUGGCUGCAGCAGCUCUUUGCGAAUGCGUAGCUCUUUUCAGCGGACGUAGUGGCAGCAGUAGAAGGGGUGGACGUGGUGAGAAAUGAAAAGUUUCUUCGAAGAGAGUUGGACAGUAACUUUCGUUUGUUUAGCCAGCCGCCAUCAAUCGAGAAUUCCGUCGUCGACAGAAAAGCAAGUGCUUGGGCGCGGCAUAAUGGCUCAGUCAAUUCCAAGCGUGCCAAUUCCCCUGGCAUUUGUUAGGUAUUUCAAUUCAAUUCAAUUCAAUUUUAUUUACACUUUUAUGAAAUAUUUACAUUAUAUAUAUACCUGGAUUUAAAACAAUAAAACUCAUUCAAAGGCCGAUUAAAAGCCUUUAUCUGACGCCGGGCGGUAUGUUAAUGGUCCCUUGAAGCAUUCCAACAGCUCCAAAUUUAGAAUGACGCAAAGCUACGCAAAUUUUAGAACAUUUAUUCAGUAAACUGAUUUCGCGAAGUUUCAAACCGGUGUCGUUUCAGUCUAGAAAUUUUCAAGUUGAGUGAGCUGCAGCGAAAGAGUGCCUGGUUAAGGCUUACAUAACAACUUACAUAGUUAGCAAAACACUACUUUUUUCGCGUGUCGAUAAACAACUGGAUUCCGCAUGGAAUAGACAACAAACUGAAUGAAACGUAGUACACAAAUUAUCACUUUCUUAUCUGUACAAAUCGGCCUAUGGUUCAAUGCCAUUAGAACCCGCUGAAACUAGACCUAGAUCCAAUUUUCCUGAGUCAAGAGUUGCUUUUCCAAGGUACAAUCAGCUAAGCUAAACACCGACGAAACAAUAUUAAUAGCUGGCACAGAUUAUUUUAGCCAAACUGCAGUUCAACCACGCGAUCACAUACCUGUCAACGCCAUGCGGAAAUCACGCAAUCACAUACUUUCGCGGCACUGAUAAGACUAUCCACAACCACGCAUUAUCUUCUCACGUUUAACAUAAGCGAAAUAUCAUCGAAUAACUCGGAAAAACUCAGCCUAUUGCCAGAUAAACACCUCUGGACUUUUCUCUUGCACUCGUCUUUUUCAAGUUCCCGGAUGUACAGUCACACGGUCCGCAGAUCACUUUAGCCUUGUUUUCACAUCAGAAAAAAAGUCUUGGCCCGCGUCAAAGUUCACCUGCAAUUUCGCUCUCAACUAAUUCAUUUGACUCCUAAGAGCCUGUUACCGAGGCCAAAGACUUAGUGGUCACCUUAGAAAAGCGAACAAUAACGUACCUUUCAGUCUCAGCCCGUAUCAGGGUGAUUGAUCCGUUUAGCCAAAUAAAACGAGAAUAUUUAACAAUUAUUCGCCGAAGGCGAAGUUAAUAUUGUUGAAUAAUCCCCGAGACGAAGUCGAGGGGAUUAUUCAACAAUAUUAACUGAGCCUGAGGUGAAUAAUUGUUUUAGUAUAUUCACACGAAGUGAUCUCAACAGAAUCAGAAAGGAAACCAUUAAAAAACGAUUAGUUUGAUUGACGGGUGAAAAUUCAUGCGUGAACACGAAGCCGUAAACAGUGAAUGCGCAAAAGUUAGAUCUUUACAGUAUCUUCAAACAUGGCAAAUGAUAGUUUUAAUCCUUUUGUAUCGAGUUUUGUAAGCUUUAGCAUCAACGGUUUAAAAGAAAACGCCGAAAAUUUAAAUUACUACCCAAUUCUGAGAAGAAAAGUAUCUAGAGCUUUAUUUGUUUCCGUCAACUCACAGUGAAUGAGAAAGUUUUCUUCGCCGCUUCUUACAAAUGCUGUCAACAGCGGCUGCGAUCAAGGUGAGCGUUGAUUAUCUCCAAAGUUCUUUGCCGUGUUAACUUGCUGGCACGUACAAUUUUCGAAAAUAUUUGCCUUCCUCUCUUCUCCAUAAAUUAACUCUAUUUAUAGGCAAAAUUGGUCUUGCGAGAAAAUCCCGAAAUCACAAAACAGUGACAAAGCGACCUCGUUUUCCUCUGUAGUGGUAAACAUAGCUUCGAGCGUACAAAAAGUCAGCUAAAGUAAACCACUCCACUAUAAAUCACGCUGUUUAAACACCAUGAAGUCUUUUCUUGCCUUCAAAGUCAUCAGCACUUGGAUAUUCGUGUAUUUUCAAAAAGGUUUUACUAUGAAACUUUGGCAAAACACCCAGUUCACGACAGCGAUUUUGUUCGGCUUUAUAUUCACCGCCUAGCGCGGUGAAUAUAACGUCAUAGUCCGAGAUAGCUAACCAAUCAGAUUGCUUGAAUUACCAAGAUCACUGAGUGUGUAUAUACUAAAAUACGAUAUUGGACGAUGCAGACUCUGCGAAUCGUAAUAACUUUGUCUCAUCUCAGAGCUUUACAUGAUACUAUCCGGGAAACUUUUCUCAAGGUGACUAAUAUCUAAAACUAAACUGCUAAACGGCACCGAAACCAGCUUUGUAACAAAGAAUUGUGGGUAAGGAAAAAAUAGGGAGGGGGGGUAAGAUAGUAAUUCUGUCUACAUCCACUUCUACACAAAUCCCUAACCACAAAACAAGCAAAAAAAAAAACACGACAUGAGCAGACAACACAGUAAACAAGCUAUUAGACAGGGGAAGUUGAGAAAAAUUACAAAAUGUUUGCUAACGCAGUUUUCAUAACUCCAGGUAUAUAUCUAGCCGGAUUUAUGAAACCCGUACCAUCGGGCUCCUGGAGCCCACACAUCUUAAACUGACUCAACUAAAACAAAUAUCGCCAAGAAACUCAGCUCUUACCCUUGGUUCUCUUAUGGUGACUCUUCAUCUUGGUUCCUGAUUAGCAAAAGAAACAAUCAAAUCCAUCAAAAAGACACUCUGGACUUGUCCAUACACUCUAGCUGCUUAAAGGCCCUAAAUGACGGAGGAUGCUUGAGACUAAACCAAGUUCUAAGCAGAGAAUUCAAGGUUAAAUCACCCCCCCAGCCUGGCAAGUGCUUGAGGGGAAUGCUUUCAUUGGCCAAUGGGCCUCAAACAUUACAAGAAUUUGACAUGACAAACUAAAGGCAGACAUGACCAGUGCACUGACUCUCCCAGAGCAAGACUAACGGAAGGUACCACGCUUUUGCAGCACCCUUCCCCGCUAGGGAUUGACAUGGAGGCCCCUUUCCAACCCAUGGCGUGUUAGCUCGGGGACUGAGCUUGACAAUGAGACCAACUAGGACAGCAAGCCCCCUAUGUUUUUUCUCACCGCAGUGACCAGAAACCUGGCUAUCGCCAGGUUCCUGUGCGAAUAUUCUGGCCCGUUUUGAGGUAUGUUUUCAAAAAUUCGGCUAGAUAUAGUAAGGUAAGGAAUACACUAAUAAAGGAGAACAAGAAGAAGGAAAAAAGAAAAUUAAUGGCUUGGAUAAGAGUGUACGGUGGUCAGAGGAGCUUAGCUUUCGAGCUAACCGUUUUGUCUUUUUUUUUUUGGGAAACUGAGCUGCAAAUGCCCCAUGGUGGGGACAGGCGUUCAUACAAAAAUUCCAAUGCCCCUCUCCGGGACAACACCAAAAUUGUAUUUUCCAGUGAAUAAGCUGCAAAAACCACAUUUAUGGAUUUCUAAUAACCUUAUCAAAACGUGUGAAGCGCCCUACGCAAAUUGCCCUUAGUCGCAUCCAUCUGAUUAAUAUCAAUUAUAGAACUGUAAACUAGAAUUUUAAUAAUACUUCUUAUUUUCGAAGACGUUUAAUAUAGUGAAUGAUAAAAAAAAAACAACCGAUGAGCUAUUAAACAUUUUCUCAUCAUAACAGAACUGUUUCGUCAGCGUAUUACUUGCCGCAUUGAUCGUACAGUACACGAAGUUUAUAUUAGCUCUCAAAUAUCUCGCAAAGUUUUUCUAGGCCUUUCUGCCUCAACCAUUCACGCACAAAGAAAGUGUCUUUCCUUUAAACUUAACUCUUUAAACGAUACUUUAAUUGUUUUUCCUCCAUGUGCCAGAUGUGCGAACUGAUCACGUAACGAUGGCGGCAGACAAUUUCCUAGACGGAUGCAACAAAUACUGUGGGAUAGGCAAGUGAUGGAGUGAAAACCAAACAUAUCUUUUUAAAGCAAAAUUAUUGAAAAUAUUCUUUGUAGAAAUAUAUAAAGCUAUCCAGCUAGGCAUAUUUUUAAGUGAAAUAUUGAAAAAAGAACGACGUUAACUCUUCUAGAAAAAUUGACAAUUUCCCCACUCCCGGCCAGACGUUUUCUGACAAUUUCCCCACUGCCGGGACCUACAACAUGAAUGGUUGCAAGCUCCCGCCAUUUUGUAAUCUCUAACAACGCGGAAGAGCAGGAACUGGGGCCCCUCUUAAAACUGGUUUAACUAACACCGCAGCAAAACGUCUACGCAUGCGUCAGGUUGAGCAUUUCCGAUCUCUUUUUCAGUCACACUUUCUAGUCAGAUAAAAGACUCGAUCCCGCGCGCUCUCGGCUUCUGUGUGCAGCGUGUGGUUCAGUUUUUCUGCUUCAUGCCGCUCGUGUUUUUGACUAUUUUGUAGUUAUUGAAAUUGCUUUUACGGAUAACCAGGUACAGAUCACUGAAACAAUUAGUCGAAUAGAUUCAGAAAAGGUAAGUUGAUAAUAAAUCAGUGGGUAAUUUUGGCUAGAGCGUCAGGUAAACUGAUUUUCAUUCACCAAAACAAAGUUUUUGCCUGUUAUUUUUCACUUAACCUGGCUGAAACUAAGACAUAAAAAGUUAUCAUUGCAAGCUUGUGUAUUGUAGUUCUAAUUUUCAGUUCUUCAGUUUCUCAGUCUUCAUGCCUUAUAAUUAAAGCCGAUUCGAGAUUUGUUUGGAAAACGACAACACACAAUCGCUUUGUAGUUUUAUUUACCAGUGAGUUUUACCGUGUUUUGAAACGAAACUCUUCUGAGUUGAUUGCCAUGAAACAUAUGCUUAAUUAUACUGUUGAGGUUUGCAGCAAGUUGAUAACUCUAUUUAUUUUUUUUCAUUCUCAGAAUCAGAGAGCGAAAGCUGGUUCGAUGGCUCUGGAAGUCGAAAUUUUCAUGCCUUGUAUUUAGCAGCUCAAACUUUCGUGUUUGCAUGAGAAGCAGCCGAGCCGCACAGUCUUCACUGACCAAAGAACAACCAUGUAAAAGAAUUAACUGGCAUUUUCUUGAAUGAAAGUCAUUUAUAGGCAUGUUUAGUUUCCCAGUACUGAAAGCUUAACUACUUCCUGGUAAGGAGUAAAGCCUGGGUACUAGAGCUUCAUACCGGAAGUAAAGUCAACAAAACAUAAAGACGAAACCACGUCACAUAAUGAACAAACCACAUAACGAAGUAACCACAAGACAUAAUGAAGUAACCACAAGACAUAAUGAAGGAACCACAAGACAUAAUGAAGUAACAACAAGACAUAAUGAAGUAACCACAAGACAUAAUGAAGUAACCACAAGACAUAAUGAAGUAACAACGAGACAUAAUGAAGUAACCACAAGACAUAAUGAAGUAACCACAAGAAAUAAUGAAGUAACAACGAGACAUAAUGAAGUAACAACGAGACAUAAUGAAGUAACCACAAGGCAUAAUGAAGUAACCACGAGACAUAAUGAAGAAACUACAAGGCAUAAUGAAGUAACCACACCACAUAAUGAUAAAUAA
Molecule: messenger RNA, 6090 nt
Organism: Porites lobata
Lineage: Eukaryota; Metazoa; Cnidaria; Anthozoa; Scleractinia; Poritidae
Source: the annotation of a GenBank genome assembly